Molecule: messenger RNA, 1986 nt
Organism: Drosophila miranda
Lineage: Eukaryota; Metazoa; Arthropoda; Insecta; Diptera; Drosophilidae
Gene: Cyp301a1
Product: probable cytochrome P450 301a1, mitochondrial
Exons: 7
Coding region: 222-1898 (558 amino acids)
Molecular function (GO): monooxygenase activity; heme binding; oxidoreductase activity, acting on paired donors, with incorporation or reduction of molecular oxygen
Source: RefSeq, a predicted model, not a curated record
GCCAUUGAGUGUGGAACGGAGCUCAGUUGUUGCAAGCGGACUGGUAGAGAUAGAAGCCAGUUUCAUUCGAGCCAGUAUAUCUGUGUGUGUCAACGCAAAGACAACGUCAACGCAAGACAAUUGGAAAUCGAGGCAUAAAACGAGUGAAAUCUGAUUUGAAUUUAAAUCGGUUAGCUGUUGCUGACACACGCAUAAAGCCAGAUAGAAAACAAAAAAAAGAAAUGAACAAGCUUCCAGUGAGGGCUUGCACAGCCAGUGCAUUCAGCCUGAGGCGAACUGUGUCAAGGAUCAGUGGCACGGGCCUGCUGCCAAAUGAGAAGCAACGUCUCGAGAUCCGCGACAGCUCCACGGGCGUGGCCGCCUGUCCCCAUCUGCUGGAACCAGAGGAGACAGCGGCGCCUUCAACGCCACGAAUACACUCCACUCCCGAAUGGCAGAACGCUCUGCCCUACAAUCAGAUACCUGGACCCAAGCCCCUACCCAUUCUGGGCAACACCUGGCGUCUGAUGCCGAUCAUUGGCCAAUACACCAUCUCCGAUGUGGCCAACAUCUCGUCGCUGCUACACGAUCGGUAUGGCAGAAUUGUGCGUUUCGGUGGCCUCAUAGGUAGGCCCGAUCUACUCUUCAUCUACGAUGCCGACGAAAUCGAAAAGUGCUACCGCAGCGAGGGGCCCACCCCCUUCCGCCCAUCGAUGCCCAGUCUGGUCAAGUACAAGAGCGUGGUGCGCAAGGACUUCUUUGGGGAGCUCGGCGGCGUGGUGGGCGUCCACGGUGAGCCUUGGCGUCAGUUUCGAUCGCGUGUCCAGAAGCCGGUGCUGCAGCUAUCCACCAUCAGGCGCUACCUGCAGCCGCUGGAGGCGAUCACAGAUGAUUUCCUGGUGCGCUGCGAGCACCUGUUGGAUGGUAACCAGGAGCUGCCAAAGGAUUUCGACAACGAGAUACACAAAUGGUCGCUGGAAUGUAUUGGACGCGUUGCCUUGGACACGCGUUUGGGUUGCCUGGAAGCGAAUCUUAGUCCCGACUCGGAGCCACAGCAAAUCAUCGAUGCUGCCAAGUAUGCCCUGCGGAACGUGGCCACUCUCGAACUGAAGGCUCCCUACUGGCGGUACUUCCCGACGCCGCUCUGGACCCAAUAUGUGAAGAACAUGAACUUCUUUGUGGGCGUCUGUAUGAAGUACAUACAGAGUGCCACAGAGCGAUUGAAGACACAAGAUCCCAGCCAGCGUGCCGGUGAACCCUCGCUAGUGGAGAAGGUGAUUAUGUCGGAGAAGGACGAAAAGAUAGCCACCAUAAUGGCGUUGGACUUGAUUCUAGUCGGAAUAGACACCAUAUCGAUGGCGGUCUGCUCAAUGCUCUAUCAACUGGCCACGCGUCCCGAGGAGCAGCAAAAGGUGCACGAGGAACUGAAGCGCCUGCUACCAGACCCAAACACACCGCUCACCAUUCCGCUGCUCGACCAGAUGCACCAUCUGAAGGCCUUCAUCAAGGAGGUUUUCCGAAUGUACAGCACGGUGAUUGGCAAUGGACGCACCCUGCAGGAGGACAGCGUGAUCUGCGGCUACCAGGUGCCGAAGGGAGUCCAGGCCGUCUUUCCCACGAUUGUGACCGGUAACAUGGAGGAGUAUGUAACAGAUGCUGCCACGUUCCGACCCGAGCGUUGGCUGAAACCACAGCAUGGUGGAGUUCCGGGCAAACUACAUCCGUUUGCCUCGUUGCCCUACGGCUAUGGUGCCCGCAUGUGCCUGGGACGGAGAUUCGCUGACCUAGAGAUGCAGAUACUGCUGGCCAAGCUGUUGCGAAACUACAAGCUUGAGUACAACCACAAACCAUUGGACUAUGCCGUCACAUUUAUGUACGCGCCGGAUGGCCCGCUCCGCUUUAAAAUGACGCGCAUAUAGUUGCCUCAUCAGUUGUAGAUUUAAGAUUUCGUAUACUCGUAGUUUGUUGUAAAUAUUUGUCUAAUAAAAUAUGUAUUAGCCAUACAUA